ACAAGCACAGAGCACGCAUGUUUUCUUGUCGUUCAGAACAAAAUGACCGACGGCAAAUCUCUCCUUCUGGUGGUGGUGGUGACGGUGAUGGUAUGUAUAGUGAGCAGCAACGAAGUUUCUACAUACGAUCAACUGCUCGAAACGUACGCUAGCCUCAAGGUAAACAUGGCAUGUUUAACACCAGAGGCCGUGCAGCAAUGGAAGAACAGAGUCUUCAAGAGUCUUGAAUGGUGUGAAGAACUGACUCGAGAGACUCAGGAACAGACUCAGCUGUCUGACUCUGUAUUCCUGAUUCAACCAACUGACUGGAACAGGAUAUUCGCACAGUUCUUCUCGGUUGCUUUCCGUCAGAAACGGGGAGCGGAGUUCACUGCCGAGAAAAUCAAGAAUUUGAAAAAGAAGCUUUUACAUAAAAUUGAAACCUUCCGUUGCUUCAUGCGGAAAAUGCGGAUUACCGACAACAACAACAAGGUUUCAGUAUCCUCUUACACCGAAAACUUCCGUAAUAUCGGCUUACCGUCCGCACUUUUCAACAGCAUCGCCGACGGGAUCCUCGAAUGUAAACACUUCUCGGUCUGGGCUGAACAGAGUCUUGGCAACGAUGACUUCGGAGUUUUGGAAUAA
Molecule: messenger RNA, 624 nt
Organism: Hyalella azteca
Lineage: Eukaryota; Metazoa; Arthropoda; Malacostraca; Amphipoda; Hyalellidae
Exons: 7
Coding region: 43-624 (193 amino acids)
Source: RefSeq, a predicted model, not a curated record